Messenger RNA from Suillus plorans, 671 nucleotides. RefSeq lists its product as uncharacterized. NCBI's taxonomy places the organism in Eukaryota, Fungi, Basidiomycota, Agaricomycetes, Boletales, Suillaceae. The transcript has a single exon. The coding region runs from base 98 to 460 and encodes 120 amino acids. The record is from RefSeq and is a predicted model, not a curated record.
UCACUUCACCAUUUUUAUUCUAAUGGUGUUAGCUGCGACAUUUGCGACGAAGUUGGAGCACCCCACCUAGGCCUUGAUAGCUUCGAUCAUCUUGUCGAUGAUAGUCUUGGUAGUCUCAUCCCAAGUAGAUGACUCGUAUGUCACAUACGCCUCUGUCCUCCCCUUCCGCGCGACGAUUGUGAUAUACUUUGGAGGUUUUCCACUUGUAAGCAUCGACUUCGUCUGGAACGUGAUGUCCGUUUUGGACUGCGACUUUCCGUCACCAUGCCAAGCAGUGUACUUCCCAUUUCCAUGCGUCUUUUCGACUUUCUCCGGGUCUAUGUUCUCCAGAUACUGUUUCACUUGCUUGAGAUCGUUCUUGGAUGCUUUUUCCUGUAGGUAUCUGCUAAGUAAAGGAGGCCGAGGAAUGCAUUGGUAUGGGAAAACCUACGUUGACGUGGGCAGACAUGAUGUUGGAUGAGCACUUCUGAUCUGUAUCUCUGGCAACCUAAAGACGUACUUAUAUAGGUCAGGUUGGGUGGGUUGCGCCGAGCGCUCAUGGGACAGUGCCUUCCCCGCAGCAUGAGCGGUCUCAAAGCUAAAAUAGGUUCAUACGAUGUGCUAUCAUUCUGGCACAGGUUAUAGUGACAUCAGAGUAUAUUUGCUCAUCAGGAUAAAGGCAUGAUAUAUCC